Punctularia strigosozonata HHB-11173 SS5 is the source of this 1110-nucleotide messenger RNA. Its product is annotated as GroES-like protein. The transcript has 4 exons. Bases 1 to 1050 code for a protein of 349 amino acids. NCBI's taxonomy places the organism in Eukaryota, Fungi, Basidiomycota, Agaricomycetes, Corticiales, Punctulariaceae. The record is from RefSeq and is a predicted model, not a curated record. Gene Ontology annotation, molecular function: oxidoreductase activity, acting on NAD(P)H.
AUGGCAGCUUUCCAGCAGACAUCACUUGUUCUUGAAACCAAACGCGGCCCACUCGUGCUGCAGGACAGACCCGUGCCGGCUCCUGGUCAUGGAGAACUACUCGUUAAAGUACUGUCUGCCGGCCUCAACAACGUUGACUGGAAGAUCCAGACUCGCGGUCUCGAUUACAUCGAAUAUCCAGGGGUGCUAGGGUCCGAUGGCUCUGGUACGGUCGAGACACUUGGGGAUGGCGUCGCUCGCUUUCAGAAGGGAGACAAAGUAUUGUGGGAGCCCGCGUGGGCGUUCGUGAGCGGAGCGUAUCAGCAAUAUGCUAUUGUCAAAGCCGACCUGGCUGCGAAAGUCCCAGAAAACCUCACCCUCGAUGAAGCGGCAUCUGUACCCAUGAGCCUUUGUACCGCCUUUCUUGGGCUCUACAACCGGAGGUCUGCCGUCUGGGGAGGUGGAGCGGGGCUGAUUCCGUUCUGGGAAACACCCUCCGCAUAUUCCGCGAUGCCAUUCAUGGUCCUGGGUGGUUCCAGCUCAGUCGGAGAGUACGCCAUCCAGUUUGCCAGGCUUUCUGGAUUCUCUCCCAUUAUCGCGACAGCUUCCGACCGUCAUGUCGAACAUCUGAAGUCCAUCGGAGCAACGCAUGUCCUGUCGCGUUCGGCAUCCGUUGAAUCAUUGCUAGCUGAAGUUCACAGUAUCACCGAUGAACCACUUCAGGUGGUAUACGAUAGCAUCAGCACGCCCGAGACGCAGCAGGCGGGAUGGAAAUUACUUGCGCCGGGUGGUCAACUCGUCGUGACACUCGCUCCAGUUGCAGGCCUACCCAAUGACGAGAGCAAAGGCUUUGCCUGGGUGAAAGGGAAUGUCAAUUUUCCCGAUCAAAUCGAUAUCGGGCGACAAUUGUUCGCCAGACUUACGGGGCUUUUGGCCGAUGGAUCAAUCAAGCCUCAUCGCAUUCGUGUCAUCUCGGGAGGGCUCUCCGGCAUUGAAGGUGGUCUGAAACUUCUGCAGGAUGGUAAAGUCAGUGGCGCGAAGCUCAUCGUGCAUCCGCAAGAGGGGUUGUGAUUAUGAUGUUCGACGCAGCGCUGUAACUACGUAGUAUCGUCUUCGGCAUGACAAUGUCCC